UCGCCGAACGGAUCGUUACACUUGCAAAAUCCGAAGUGAAAAGUCGAAGGAAAAAAAAUGUCUGAAAAUGUGGAGAGUAAGGGAGCGUCACCAGUGAGAAUCACAUGGGGGUUGAAACCCUCUGAGAACAAGGACAAGGAGAACCUGAUGCCCUCGGCCCUGAAGAAGUCUGAGAAACGCGUUAGUAUCAGCUCUAUGGAGGUGGAUGAUAGAAUCAGGGCGAUUUUCGAGCCCACAGGAUCCAUUCCAAAACGCUUUGGAGAAGUGAAGAACCGAUCCACUAGCCAUAAUUCCAGUCUCCAGAGGGUCCAGGGGCAGGACAGAGUGUUCACCAAGACUCGGUUUCACGUCUUCAACGAGAGCAAGGAGGAGAAGGAGCUGGAGGAGUCGAAGAAGUUGACUACGAGAUUUAUGAGGCCUUUGCCACUGGAUGGCCAGCUGCCCUCCAGGAAGACUUUUGAAGCCUUCAGCAAGGCCAAGAAUUUUUUCCAAAGGCGGGAGUUGGCUGGACAGGAGAUGGGAGUGGAAAAGGAGGAGUUGGAGAAGUCAGAGGUCAGGGAGAGACCAGAUGGCAGGCAAAAAAGGACCUUCAGGCGUCUGGCGAGGCUUCACUCCAUCGAUGAAGCUGCCAGGGCACCCAUACCCCAGAUUAUACCUGCCAGGAGAGUCAAUCAACUCAUUAGAGAGCACUUCGAACCCACCAGGGUCACUCCUCACGAUGUACCACCCCCUAAGCCUCCGAAGAUCAAAGUUCUUCACAGAUCCACUCACGAUCACAACGGGGAAGAGGUGACGUGCAAGUGUCCUCUAGGUGGACAGAUCCCACAGAUCAACCUACCCUACCCUGAUGAGGUCAUGCUCUUCGAGGAGGAGAAGAACAGGUUCCGGAAUUUUACUCCGAACUAUCGACACCUCAAUGCCAGCUCAGAUCAGAGGCAGACAGUCGUACACUUUUUGCUACGUAUUGGCAGUCAUAAUGGCCUUCCCUCUCACAUGAUCUAUCAGACCGUAAGGAUCUUCGACGAUGUGCUCCAGGCUAAGAGAAUUCCUGUGCAGAAGCUGCAGCUCAUUAUGAUCGCUGCAUUGUGGAUCGUCAUGAAGAAGGAUUAUAUCGUCUAUCGCAUCCCGGGGGCCAAGAGAAUGGCACAUUUUGCUGAUGGAGUUUAUACUGAGGACGAUGUCAGGGCUGCCGAGGGCCUCAUUCUUCAGGCAUUGAACUUUUGGAUUACUUAUCCUGAUCCUUUCUCUAUGCUCACUUAUUUCAUCCUCACUGUUGAUCAUUCCGAUUUCAUCGGGUGCGAGGAACGGGAGAAGAUCUACUACUUCGGAGGGUACAUGCUGGACCUGGCUCUCCUCGACGAUGACCUCAUGAAGAUCUGCCCGAUCCUCUUGACAGCUACAGCUGCAGAAUUGGCGAUUACUCUCGUCAUGGAACCUGAGAGCACCCUGUACUGCACCCCAUUCACUCGUUGGCGCACAAAAUACGCAUUCGGAAAACUCAAAGACGAGGAGAUCAACUGCUAUCGCAACCUUUUGAUAAGAAACAUCGCAGAGUCUUGCUACCGCUCCUCCAAGAGUCACGUCGUCCACAAGAAAUACUCAAAAUCAAGGUACGGAAAAGUUGCCAAAAAGUUAAUUGAUAAAAUUCAAAAAUUGUUGCCACCAAAUAUUUAAUUAUUCCACAAAUUCCAUUCUCUUUCGUACUAUUAUUUUAUUAUUCCCGAAGAAAACGCAUAAAAAAAAAUAGUGGUCGUUUUAUUGCUUGAUAGAUAAUUCGAUAAAUUGAAUUGUUUUAAUUGUGAAAUGUUUUAAUGUGUGAAAAAAAAAUGUCUCGUGGAAAAUUGUCAGGUGGUGUUAUGGAUAUGAAUUGUAAGGAAAGAAAAAUGUAAACAAAACAAAUACCCUCGAAUAAAAAAAGAAUGAAUCGAAUAAAGAUGA
Molecule: messenger RNA, 1938 nt
Organism: Fopius arisanus
Lineage: Eukaryota; Metazoa; Arthropoda; Insecta; Hymenoptera; Braconidae
Exons: 3
Coding region: 58-1674 (538 amino acids)
Biological process (GO): mitotic cell cycle phase transition; regulation of cyclin-dependent protein serine/threonine kinase activity
Cellular component (GO): cytoplasm; nucleus; cyclin-dependent protein kinase holoenzyme complex
Molecular function (GO): cyclin-dependent protein serine/threonine kinase regulator activity
Source: RefSeq, a predicted model, not a curated record